CGGGGGGAGAGAGAGAGAGAGAGAGAGGAGUUGUAUGCUUUAAGAAGCUCUAGUUGCCGGCUCAAUAGCCAGAGACUAGAAGCAGCUCUUCUUUCAUCGUUCACAUCCUGCAAAGAGCUAUGAAAUUUUGAAAUUGUGUGCUUGAGAGAUAUCGAGUUCGAUAUGAUGAAGUCCUUUUCUAUUUGCACUUGAAUUUUGUAAAGGAACAAUUUCUAAGGAAGAUUAAACAAUAGCGAGAUGUUUUCGCUGUUUUAUGGUCUCUGGAAAUAUAUGUUUAGUAAGACAGAGUUUCAUGUACUCAUUCUUGGAAUCGACAAGGCUGGGAAAACGACUUUUCUGGAGAAGUUGAAGUCAACAUACUCAAAUCUGGAAGGCCUCCCUCCUGAUCGAAUUGUUCCAACUGUUGGUCUUAAUAUAGGUCGUAUAGAAGUUUCAAAUACAAAACUUGUGUUUUGGGAUCUUGGAGGUCAGCCCGGCCUUCGCUCAAUCUGGGAGAAAUAUUAUGAAGAAGCACAUGCAGUGAUAUAUGUCAUUGAUGCUGCUUGUCCAUCACGUUUUGAAGAUUCAAAAUCUGCAUUGGAAAAAGUUCUACGGAAUGAAGAUUUGCAAGGAGCUCCUGUUUUGAUAUUGGCAAACAAGCAGCAGGAUCUAGAUGAAGCUGUAUCAAGGGAGGAACUGGCUCGAUAUUUGGACCUUAAGAAGUUGGAUGAAAGAGUCUAUAUGUUUGAAGCGGUUUCAGCAUAUGAUGGGCUGGGGAUUAAACAAAGUGUAGAAUGGCUGGUGGAGGUAAUGGAAAGGAGCAAGAGAACCGAAAUGUUGAGAGCUCGAGCAGGUUUAACAGGCCCUCCUGCUUAGAAGAACCAAAUUAAAGCAUAGUUUUAUUCUUUUUUUCUCUGUAACCCUGUAAAUAAAUCAGGUUUAAACUGAUUAAUGAUUAUUACAUGAUUAAAGAUCAAUUUUUGUUUCCUUA
Molecule: messenger RNA, 970 nt
Organism: Ziziphus jujuba (common jujube)
Lineage: Eukaryota; Viridiplantae; Streptophyta; Magnoliopsida; Rosales; Rhamnaceae
Exons: 7
Coding region: 238-855 (205 amino acids)
Biological process (GO): protein localization to organelle; Golgi to plasma membrane protein transport; intracellular protein transport
Cellular component (GO): Golgi apparatus
Molecular function (GO): GTPase activity; GTP binding
Source: RefSeq, a predicted model, not a curated record